ACUUUGGUUUGUUGCUCAAAUUAUCAUUUCCACAAUGUCAAAUUUCUUCAGCUCGUGGUUAUGGCUAUCUCGCUUUCGUUCAUCUUCAUUCAAGCACUCCUUUCACCGCACUCUCCAUAGCAUCACCACCACUCCUCACAAAACUACACCCACCUCCUCCAAUCUCUUCAACUCACACAGAAGAACAAAGAGCCCCUGGACCACAUGGUCAAUUCCUCUCGCUCUCGCUCUUUCCGCUGGAUCACUUUCUCUUCAACCUCAUUCCGAUCCUUCCUUCUCAGAAUCCAUUGAUUCCGAUACCAGCAGUGUGAGUAUUGGGGGCAAAGGUAGCACACAGUAUGUUGUUAAGGGAUCACAGAAAGAGCUUCCACAAGAGCUUCUCGAGGAGUUGAAAAUCAUCUGUCAGGAUAACAUAUCACUUGACUAUGAUGAGAGAUAUUUCCAUGGAAAACCACAAAACAGUUUUCAUAAGGCUGUCAAUAUCCCUGAUGUGAUUGUUUAUCCAAGAUCAGAAGAGGAGGUCUCCAAGAUUGUCAAAUUAUGCAACAUUCAUAAGAUUCCUAUUGUACCUUACGGUGGAGCAACAUCAAUCGAGGGUCACACUUUAUCCCCCAAUGGAGGGGUUUGUAUUGACAUGGCAUUGAUGAAAAAAGUGAAAGCAUUACAUGUUGAUGACAUGGAUGUGGUUGUUGAUCCUGGAAUUGGGUGGAUGGAGCUUAAUGAGUAUUUGGAACCUUAUGGUCUAUUUUUUCCACUUGAUCCCGGUCCUGGUGCAAGUAUUGGUGGGAUGUGUGCUACACGCUGUUCUGGCUCGUUAGCUGUGAGGUAUGGAACUAUGCGUGAUAAUGUCAUCAGUCUCAAGGUAGUUCUUGCCAAUGGAGAUAUUGUGAAGACUGCAUCUCGAGCUAGAAAGAGUGCUGCAGGGUAUGAUCUGACGCGCUUGAUGAUUGGGAGUGAAGGAACUCUUGGUGUCAUAACAGAAGUAACACUGCGGCUUCAGAAAAUUCCUCAGUCUUCAGUGGUUGCAAUGUGCAAUUUCCCUUCUGUGAAGGAUGCAGCAGAUGUUGCUAUUGCCACUAUGAUGUCUGGAAUACAGGUGUCAAGGGUUGAGCUAUUGGACGAAGUUCAGAUAAAAGCUAUCAAUAUUGCUAAUGGGAAGAAUUUUCCUGAAAGUCCAACUUUGAUGUUUGAAUUUAUAGGAACAGAGGCAUAUGCACGUGAACAAACACAAAUUGUUCGAAAAAUUGUUUUUGAGCACAAUGGCUCAGAUUUUGUAUUUGCAGAAGAACCUGAAGCCAAAAAAGAACUUUGGAAGGUAAGGAAGGAAGCACUAUGGGCUUGCUUUGCUAUGAUACCUAAUACGGAAGCAAUGAUUUCGGAUGUAUGUGUUCCUUUAUCUCAUCUAGCUGAUAUAAUUUCAAGGUCUAAAAAGGAGCUGGAUGCAUCGCCACUGGUUUGCACAGUGAUUGCUCAUGCUGGUGAUGGUAAUUUCCACACAGUAAUUUUAUUUGAUCCCACAAAAGAAGAGCAGCGACAGGAAGCAGAGAGACUCAAUCAUUUUAUGGUUCAUGCUGCCUUGUCAUUGGAAGGAACUUGUACCGGUGAACAUGGUGUAGGCACUGGAAAAAUGAAGUAUCUUGAAGAAGAACUCGGAGUGGAAGCAUUGAGGACGAUGAAAAAAAUAAAAUCAGUCUUAGAUCCUAACAAUAUCAUGAAUCCAGGAAAGCUCAUCCCUCCUCAUGUUUGUUUCUAAAAGUGUUCAUCACUACAAUCGGCAACUGUGCAAUACAAUCUCCUCAAAUUUACAAAUUAAAGUCUUGCAGUUUCUAACAUCAGGUGAUGUAUUGAAUCAGUUUUUUGACUAAAGAAGGGCAUGGUGCAACCUUUGUCAUUUCACAGUUUUUUUUGCCUAUCCUGUGUCAAAUAAAGUCUAUGAGAAGAUGCAAUGCAAUAAUCCUUUAAUUGUAUUUUCCAUUUACCUUUUAAAUAAUACUCUCCUUAGGGUAAGUCAACAAAAAAGAAAACAUUUUUAAUUUUUAGUCUUGUACUGUAAUAAUUUGUCAUAUACUUUGAAUAUGAUUGGGAGACAAAAUAAAACAGCGUGGUUCUGUACACAAGUUUUAUGCUGUUUAAUUAUUUAUCAAACUCAUAAGAUCAACUACAUAUUAGUAUUUGGCAUGUGGAAUUUUCAAAAUGCAAA
Messenger RNA from Vicia villosa (hairy vetch), 2200 nucleotides. Its product is annotated as D-lactate dehydrogenase [cytochrome], mitochondrial. Gene Ontology annotation, biological process: lactate catabolic process. The transcript has 18 exons. The record is from RefSeq and is a predicted model, not a curated record. Lineage: Eukaryota; Viridiplantae; Streptophyta; Magnoliopsida; Fabales; Fabaceae. Bases 35 to 1753 code for a protein of 572 amino acids. Gene Ontology annotation, cellular component: mitochondrion. Gene Ontology annotation, molecular function: D-lactate dehydrogenase (NAD+) activity; FAD binding; D-lactate dehydrogenase (cytochrome) activity.